Folsomia candida is the source of this 1062-nucleotide messenger RNA. RefSeq names its product glutathione S-transferase. NCBI's taxonomy places the organism in Eukaryota, Metazoa, Arthropoda, Collembola, Entomobryomorpha, Isotomidae. Gene Ontology annotation, biological process: glutathione metabolic process. Bases 117 to 872 code for a protein of 251 amino acids. The record is from RefSeq and is a predicted model, not a curated record. The transcript has 4 exons. Gene Ontology annotation, molecular function: glutathione transferase activity.
UUUUCAUCUCUAAACAGAACUCUUACAACAUCACUCCGGGAAAUUUUUUACGUCAAUCUUGCAAAAGUUACAUGCAAGUAUCUUAAAUUUGUUUAAUUCAAUAGAAUUAAUCAAAAAUGUCCAUCUACAAAAUAGUACAACCCGUAAUUCAUAAACUGCAGUCAUUUAGUCAAAUAAAACCAUAUCGACUUUAUAAUCCAGCAAUUUUACAACAAAUCCCACUAAACCGUGAACUUCAUAACAAUAACCAAAAAACUCCGGAUUACAAGCUUACCUAUUUUGAUCUUCGUGCUAUCGCCGAGCCGAUAAGACUCAUAUUCGCCUACGCCAAAGUUCCAUAUAUCGACGAGAGGAUACCUUUUAAGAAAUGGUCGGACAUGAAACCAUCCACGCCACUGGGGAAAAUGCCGAUUUUGUACGUGGAUGGGAAACAAUUGACACAAUCUUCAACAAUUGCACGCUAUUUGGGAAAAAAAUACGGCCUUGUACCUAACGACGAAUUUGAUGCGGCCCGAUGUGACGAAGUGGUCGACAUACUGAAUGAUAUUGUUACUGUCUGGAGAAAUUUCCAAAUUAAUCGUGACCCCGAGAAAAAAGCCAAAUUAAAGGAAGAAAUGAUGGCAAAUCUUGUCCCGCUAUCGUUAAAACGAUUCGAAACUUUCGUAAUUGCCAACGAUAAUAAGCAUGUCGCCGGGAAUGAGACAUCCUGGGCAGAUUUGUCGUUGGCCAGUUAUCUAGAACUCUUUGAGCUCUCCCUGGACAAAAACUUAUUGGCCGAUCAUCCUGGCUUAAAGAAAUUUAAAGAGUACAUUCUUAAUUUACCAGAAAUUCAGGAGUGGAUUCAAAAUAGACCUCCAUUUAAGGCUGCAUAGGUUUUAUUUGGCAAUGUGGGACCACCACAUUUGACAUAUGCAAUUCUAAUUUAAGACUCUCUUAUAUAUUUAAGAGAACUAAAAACGAUUUGUGGGACAAGCCAAACUUCAAGCCAAGUACAAUUAUAUAACAAAUAGUUAUUUUUACAUAAUAUAAUUUCAUGCAAUAAAUUAACCGUUUCUCAUUUAA